AUGGCGGCCAUCUCCUCCUUCUGCUCCGACGUCAGCCCAUCCCAGAGACCUUUGACGGUAGAGGGAUCCAUGGAGGUGAAUGGUGCUGAGAGGGAUGAUUGUGGCUAUGGCCGGGGCAGCGUCAGCCGCCUUUUCCUCCCCGGCGAGCAAGACGCAGCUCGUAACAUGGUCGGUAUCAUCGGCAAUGUCAUCACCUUUGGCCUCUACCUCUCCCCUGCGCCGGCGUUCUGGAGGAUAUGCGCGGCCAAGGACGUGGAGAAGUUCAAGCCGGACCCCUACCUGGCGACGCUGCUCAACUGCAUGCUCUGGGUCUUCUACGGCCUCCCCAUCGUCCACGCCAACAGCACCCUCGUCGUCACCAUCAACGGCAUCGGCCUCGCCGUCGAGGCCGUCUACCUCGUCAUCUUCUUCAUCUACUCCACCAUCAACGUGCAGCGGAAGAUGCUGAUCGUGCUCGGCGUCGAGGCGGCGUUCAUGCUGGCCGUGGUGGUCGGCGUGCUCCACGGCACCCACACCCACAAGAAGCGCUCCAUGAUCGCCGGCAUCCUUUGCGCUAUCUUCGGCUGCAUCAUGUAUGCCUCCCCGCUCACCAUCAUUAGUAAAGUGAUCAGGACCAAAAGUGUGGAGUACAUGCCAUUCUUGCUGUCGCUGGUGAGCUUCCUCAACGGCUGCUGCUGGACGACCUAUGCCCUCAUCAAGUUCGAUCUCUACGUGAUGAUCCCCAAUGGCCUCGAUGCAUUUCUCAGCCUCGUCCAGCUGAUCCUAUACUUCUUCUACUACAAAACGACCCCCAAGAAGGAAAAGAUUGUCGAGCUGCCCACUGUUGUUGUUGACGGUAUUCUGCGGCAAUCCUGGCGGGUUCCUGAUUCUGAUGAGUACAUAGAGCGGAUUCAACUGGAGGGUGCAUCAGGGGAGCUCGAUUUACCGUUGGAGGCGGAGAAGUUGGGCAAGUUUGGAUCGGGCGCGUCUGGAUCUGGGGCCCCUGGAUCUGCCCAUUCCAUUGGGGCUACUGUGGGGGAUGCAGUAGUGAUGGCAGAGCUGAAGAAGCUGAACAAGCAGAUGAAGAAACUCAUCGAAUUGCAGAAGCAGGGCAAUUUGAUGGGGCUGAUGGCCGGACUUUUUUAUGUUUGUGUAAUUGCUCUCGCAUUUGUUUAUGUGAUGAUAAUUAGUCGUAAGUGA
Molecule: messenger RNA, 1179 nt
Organism: Triticum urartu
Lineage: Eukaryota; Viridiplantae; Streptophyta; Magnoliopsida; Poales; Poaceae
Product: bidirectional sugar transporter SWEET6b-like
Biological process (GO): carbohydrate transport
Cellular component (GO): membrane
Molecular function (GO): sugar transmembrane transporter activity
Source: RefSeq, a predicted model, not a curated record